Molecule: messenger RNA, 612 nt
Organism: Saxophila tyrrhenica
Lineage: Eukaryota; Fungi; Ascomycota; Dothideomycetes; Mycosphaerellales; Extremaceae
Exons: 2
Coding region: 1-612 (203 amino acids)
Source: RefSeq, a predicted model, not a curated record
AUGCUACCAAUACAAGAGAAGGACUUCACAGCCCAAGAGCGGGCAAACAUUGACGGCGCAGCGAAACCCCGUGCGAGCAAGAAGCGGUAUGCUCACUCAGCCGCCACUGCUUCCUCAAGCAGUGACGCCUCCUCAUUCAGCAUGAAAACUCAUUUCGCGCACUCCAACGCGCCUCCCACAACGAGCUACGGUAUCCUCAGUCAAUGUGAAGGCAAUCAUGACCCAGGCUCGCCAGGCUCUACAGGCAUCGUGCCAGCGGGCAGCAGAUCACCAGCCGACAGCGGUCCCUCCAACAGCCGCGCCGAACGCAGCCCCGAGACCUCAGAGGUGAUCCUGAUGUCGGCACCCGCAGGAGUGCUGCCUUGCGCGGCGACAACAUCUACGGCAACCUUGCUCCUCGCCAACCGAGCGCUACCUACACAUCUCAAGAGAGUCUUGAUGUCGGCACCUGCAGUCCUGCUGUCCUGCGCGGCGACAACGUCCAGAGCGAGCUUGCUCCUCGCCCACUUCACUCCUCGCCCUUCGCCUUUCCAGCUUGGCUCGGCCAUCAAGAUGGGUCUCAAGGUCUUCAGCGUCAGCAUCGGCAAGCUCUCAGGGGUGUUGGGCUGCUAG